This is a messenger RNA of Equus quagga, 1182 nucleotides long. It is a transcript of the gene OSTF1, whose product is annotated as osteoclast stimulating factor 1. The transcript has 10 exons. Lineage: Eukaryota; Metazoa; Chordata; Mammalia; Perissodactyla; Equidae. Gene Ontology annotation, molecular function: protein binding. Gene Ontology annotation, biological process: signal transduction. Bases 93 to 737 code for a protein of 214 amino acids. The record is from RefSeq and is a predicted model, not a curated record.
AGAAACUUCGGGGCGCACGGAGUGCCAGCUGGCGAGGCCUUGGGUCGGUUUUUCGUGCGUGGUCUUUGGGUUCAGCCGCUCCAGGAAGCGAGAUGUCGAAGCCGCCACCCAAACCAGUCAAACCAGGGCAGGUUAAAGUGUUCAGAGCACUGUAUACGUUUGAACCCAGAACUCCAGAUGAGUUGUACUUUGAGGAAGGCGAUAUUAUCUACAUUACUGACAUGAGUGAUACCAAUUGGUGGAAAGGCACUUCCAAAGGCAGGACUGGACUGAUCCCAAGCAACUAUGUGGCUGAGCAGGCGGAAUCCAUUGACAAUCCAUUGCAUGAAGCUGCAAAAAGAGGCAACUUGAGCUGGUUGAGAGAGUGUUUGGACAACCGAGUCGGUGUUAACGGCUUGGACAAAGCUGGAAGCACCGCGUUGUACUGGGCUUGUCACGGGGGUCACAAAGAUAUAGUGGAAAUGCUAUUUGCUCAACCAAACAUUGAACUGAACCAACAGAACAAGUUGGGAGACACAGCUUUGCAUGCUGCUGCCUGGAAGGGUUAUGCAGAUAUUGUCCAGCUGCUUCUGGCAAAAGGUGCUAGAACAGACUUAAGGAACAAUGAAAAGAAGCUGGCCUUCGACAUGGCUACUAAUGCUGCCUGUGCAUCUCUCCUGAAAAAGAAACAGGGAACAGAUGCAGUUCGAACAUUAAGCAACGCUGAGGACUAUCUUGAUGAUGAAGACUCAGAUUAAUUCCCCUCCAGAGCUUUGAGAUCUAAAACUUCUGUUGCUUUUGCCAUUCCAAAACCUUGUCUUUGCCAGAGAGUGUUGGUAACUGUCUAAAAAAAAAUGUCUAUAUGAACGUGGCAGUAUUGCACUGUUUGAGUAGAACGUGUGAAUAAAUAGUUCUCACCUUCGGUUUGCCAAUAAGUGACUGGAUACUUUACUGUAUAAAGUACAUUUUUGUUCACCACAGUAGAACAAGAAGAGAUUAUUUCUAUUUAUCAAGCUAAAGGAAUUUUAAGAAUUUUUUUCUUUAAAAAAUCAAGAUGGUUUUUUUAAAGUUCUUUACCUCAAGGAUUGAGAUAUUUUGAAUGGAUUUUUCAAGGGGGGAAAUGCUUAUUGUAAUAAUAAACCAAAAGACUUAACAGAAAAUUGUCAGCUGUUCUGACAAAAAUAAACAUUUUAAGAGACUUUA